GCACCUCAUCAAUCUCCCAAGCGCGUAAGUCUUCUCUCUCUCUCUCUCUGAUUUUUCCAUUCAAAAUUUUGUAUGCGCGUAUGUAGAUGCGCUUCUAUUUCUAGAAAAUUUUCUAUUUAGGGUUCAAUCCAAUUGAGUUGGACUCUGUUGUACAUCUUGCACUCUUUCCCUUUUCUGGAUCCAAACAAAGGUUUUUUUGGGCGAUGUGUUUGUAAUUUCGUCUCUAGGGUUUCGGUCCCGUUGUGUCGUUGCUUUCUUUAAUCGAGCGGGAACUCUUAAGUUCGUUAUCGAGUUUUGGUGUUGAAUGCACUCGAAAGUUAGAGCUUUUUUCGGGAUUGAGAUUUUUCUGACCCGCCUUUUGCGUUCUCUUAAUCGAAUUUAGUAUUUUUGAAACAAAAAAGUGAAACGAAUCGAAAAUUGAAGUUGAAUGUAAAAUUAUGCAUAUAAAGGGCUGGAUUAUUCAGUACGAGGCCUUGAAUACAUGUAAGGAUUGAGUUUUAGUUGAGGUGUCUUUGGAUAUGACAUGUGGAAAGGCUUUUGAAUGAAGAGAGUUGAUAUGUGCCGAUUUUUCCUUCUAAAUUUAUGGCACCCACUGUUCCUAUAGAUUGCACGGACCUAAGGGAGUCUAAGAAGUUCUCAAAGAUGGUUUUGGGUGAUAUGAUGGGGAAAGCACGCAAAUCUUCAAAAGGCUAUUCUGGGAUUCUACCAGGUUACCCCCGUGCAGCAGAAAUAGUGGCUGAAUCAGAAGGUUUAUUUAAAUCAGAUCAUGGUGACGCACUGCUGAACGCUUCACAGGAUACAUAUACUCCCAAUGUGAAAUAUAUAAGCUUGAAUGCGGAUGCUCAUGGUGGUUCUGUUGUACCAGUUGAGACGCUGUCUCUGUCUAAGCUGUCACCCUUGGAGAGGAGGGACUUAGAGGCUAGAUUAAAGAUUGAACUUGGAAAAGUUAGGAAGCUUCAGAGGAAAAUAGCCUCUUUUAGUUUUGAUGCAGUGGUACGGUCCAGUACUGAUGUCCAUGGUUGUCAAAAUGAGCCUAUGAAGAAACAAAUCCUUCCGGAAAAAAAUGGGCAUCGAUCUAAAGGUGGUUCUGUGACAGCUAGGAAAAGUGAGUCAACCAAGCCGAAUCCUCCAAAGAGCACCAAUUUUGUUAUGCUAAUGAAACAGUGUGAGACACUUUUAACUAGGUUGAUGCAACAUCAACAUGCUUGGAUUUUUAACGAGCCAGUUGAUAUUGUGAAACAUAACAUCCCAGAUUACUUCAAUGUUAUUAAGCAUCCGAUGGACUUAGGAACAGUUAAAGGUAAGUUGCUUUCUAAUCAGUACUCCAAUCUGAUGGAAUUUGCUGCUGAUGUGAGACUCACCUUCAAGAAUGCAACGACUUAUAACCCACCUGGACAUGAUGUCCAUGUUAUGGCUGAGGUAAUGAGUAAACACUUUGAAAUGAGAUGGAAACCAAUUGAGAAAAAAAUUUCCACUACAACAACUGAACCCAGAGCUUCAAAAUCAAGUGUUGUUGUAGAACCUGAACGCUCAUAUGUUUCUCCUGCUAAGAAGCAAAGGACUUCAUCUUCGGAAAAUAAAACCAAGAGGGAUAGAGAUAAACAGGUGAUGACUGAUGUUGAAAAACAAAAGCUGGGUGCAGAGUUGGAGGAUUUAUUGGUUGAACUCCCCGACGGUAUAAUUAAUUUUUUGAAAGAAAGCAGUUCAAAUGGAACUCUGGUGAGCGAGGAUGAGAUUGAAAUUGAUAUUGAUUCUCUUAGUGAUAACACUCUAUUCACAUUGCGCAAACUUCUGGAUGAUUUUCUACUGGAGAAGAAGAGAAAACAAGAAAUGUCUCAGCAAUCAGCAAUUGAGAGGCAAAAAGAAUCCGGUGUUUGCAGCUUAUCCAACAAGCAUUGCCAAGGGAAUGAAGCAGCGGAUGAGUAUGUAGAUAUUGGUGGAAAUGAUCCACCACCUGCAUCCAGUUCCUCUCCUAUCAAUAAUAAUACGGUCGAUGCUGCACAAAAAAACAUCAGUGCCAGUCAGACCUCCAGCAGUGAUUCAGGCUCAUCAUCAUCUGAUACGGAUUCUGAAAGUUCUUCUGCCAGUGAAAUAGAUGGUGAUAAGAAUUCAGAGCCUACUACUGUGAAUGGUACAUUAGAUACAAGAGCUGAGCAGAAGCAAAGUGAGUCUCAUGAUCCAGUCAAUGGAGAAUUUCGGAAUGGGUAUGCUGAGCAAAAUUCAGUGCCUAACCCUUCCUCUAGUGAGCUUAAUCAUCAUCAACAGGGGGAGAGUGAUAGGGCCGAAGGGCAAGUCUCCCCUGAUAACCGAGCAGCUAUAUUGAGAAGAAGGUUUGCUGAUAUUAUAAACAAAGCUAAAAGGAAUGCUCUUGAAAAAGGGGAAAACCCAGAUUUAGAGAAACUUAAGCUUGAAAGAGAGGAAGUUGAAAGGCGAAGAAAAGAAGCUCGGUUGCUGGCAGAAGCUAAAGCUGCAGAGGAGGCUAGGAUAAAAUCUGAAGCAGAAGCUGCUGCAGAAGCCAAAAGGAAAAUAGAACGUGAGCGGGAGGCUGCUCGUCAAGCUCUGCAGCAGAUGGAAAAGACCGUUGAUAUCAAUGAGAAUAGUCAAUUUAUGGAAGAUUUGGAGAUGCUUAAAUCUGGCACCGUUGAGAAAAUACAGGGCCUUGAAGAUGAUGCAAGCCCAGAAAGUUGUCAGAUGGGUCUUGGUAGUUUCAAGUUUCAAGCAAGCAGCAAUCCACUUGAACAACUUGGGCUUUACAUGAAGAACGAUGAAGAGGAGGACGAGCUUGAACCCGAAAGAUUAAGGGACACUACUGAUGAUCCCGAAGAAGGAGAGAUUGAUUGAAAAGAAGCAAACCUGGAAGAUGUUGGAUCUCUGUCCGCGUAAUCUUGCAAGAAAGGAGCUUUUCCUGUUCUAGAAAUCAAGCUAUUGCCAUCUUCCACGUGGUCUGUAAUUAGUGCCCUGAUGCAUGGCUAUCAAGAUAUACAAGAAUCUGAUGCUCACUUUUUUCUGCUUCUCUUUAGAAAGGAUUUUGGAGCAGAGGUGUGAAUGAGAUAGGAUUUGAAGCUUGGCGCCUUUAUUGGCAGGCAGCCGUUGUUCCUUUCUGAUGAUCUUGUCUGUCUUCUUCUUUUCUUCAGGAACAGGAAUAGGAUUGUGAAGCUGUUAGUGCUGCCAUGUCAGUCUUUGAUAUCUUGUUUCAUUAUUUGGUUUGUUGAAAUCUUUAUGGACUUAGAAAUGGGAAUACAAACACCGAUGCGCAUACUGAA
Andrographis paniculata is the source of this 3263-nucleotide messenger RNA. Its product is annotated as transcription factor GTE10-like. The transcript has 10 exons. Bases 583 to 2841 code for a protein of 752 amino acids. Gene Ontology annotation, molecular function: protein binding. NCBI's taxonomy places the organism in Eukaryota, Viridiplantae, Streptophyta, Magnoliopsida, Lamiales, Acanthaceae. The record is from RefSeq and is a predicted model, not a curated record.